Molecule: messenger RNA, 1731 nt
Organism: Colletotrichum truncatum
Lineage: Eukaryota; Fungi; Ascomycota; Sordariomycetes; Glomerellales; Glomerellaceae
Product: dihydroxyacetone kinase
Biological process (GO): glycerol catabolic process
Cellular component (GO): cytosol
Molecular function (GO): ATP binding; glycerone kinase activity
Source: RefSeq, a predicted model, not a curated record
AUGUCCCAGCACUUUUACGACGAAGCUGAGAACCUCGUUCUCGAUGCCCUCGAGAGCUUGGUCUUGACGCACUCGGGCUUGACGCUCGACAAGUCAAAGAAGGCAAUCUGGCUUACAAACAACGACUCACAAAAGGUCUCCCUCCUCUCAGGAGGCGGUGCCGGUCAUGAGCCCGCUCACGCCGGCUUCGUCGGAGACGGCAUGCUCACAGCUGCUGUCUCUGGUUCCAUCUUCGCCUCCCCCAGUGUCGCGCAGAUCCUGUCCGGCAUUGGCCGCGUAGCUUCCCCCGCGGGUGUGCUUCUUAUUAUCAAGAACUACACUGGUGACAUCUUCCACUUCCACCUGGCCGCUGAGAAGGCAAAGGCCAGCUUGGGAGUUCCCGUUGAGGUGCUCAUCGUCGGCGACGAUGUCUCCGUCGGCCGCAAGAAGAGUGGCAAGGUCGGACGCCGCGGCCUCGCAGGCACUGUGCUCGUCCACAAGAUCCUUGGUGCAUACAAGGAAACCGGCGCGUCGCUGGCGGACGUGCUCAAGUUGGGCAAGACGGUCACCGAUAACCUCGUCACGGUUGGCGCGUCCUUGGACCAUGUGCACAUCCCCGGCCGUGAGGCCGCGGCGCCUUCAUCCGGCGACCAGGUUGAGCUGGGAAUGGGUAUUCACAAUGAGCCCGGUUGCCAGGUUCUGAAGCCCCGGCCCGAGCUGACCAAGCUCAUUGAUGCCAUGUUGAACCAGCUCCUCGACACCAACGACUCGGACAGAGCGUACGUCGACUUUUCCGAUGCAAAGGACGUCGUUGCCCUGGUGAACAACUUGGGUGGCGUCUCGCCCCUGGAGUUCGGCGGCAUCACUGCCAAGGUCGUCAAUGCUCUCGGCGCAGGUGCCCGAGGUCUCAAGCUCGCUCGCGUCAUUUCCGGAACGUACAUGACGAGUCUGAACGGCCCUGGUUUCAGUAUCACUCUGCUCAAGGCCACCCCUGAAAUCCUCAAGUACAUCGACGCCAGCACCGACGCCGUCGGCUGGGCUUACUCGCCCCGCAACGAAACCGGCAGCGACCCCAAGCAGCGCCUCGUUGAGAGCGCAGAGGCAAGCCAUGGGUCUGACGGCGCAAAGAGCGGCGUCCAGCUGAACGUGGACGUUUUCAAGAAGGUCGUCGCCGAGGCGUCAAAGAGACUGAUUGACGCCGAGCCCCAGAUCACCGCCCACGACAGCCAGGUCGGUGACGGUGACUGCGGUGUCACCUUGGUGAGAGGAGCCAAGGCUGUUUCAAAAUACACCGAAUCGUCAUCCGUAAGCGAUGACGCCGUCCGCACGGCUAUCGAUCUUACAAACGUCAUUGAGGACAACAUGGACGGCACCUCGGGCGCCAUCUACAGCAUCUUCUUCGCGGCGCUCUCUUCGGAGCUGCGCAAGGCCGAGGCCGGUGUUCUUGACCUCAAGGCAUGGACCAAGGUGGCCGUUGGAGCUUUGGAGAUCCUACAGCAGGCUACUCCUGCGAGACAGGGCGACAGAACCCUCCUGGAUGCCCUGGAGCCUUUCGUGAAGACCCUGGAGAGCACCGGCAGCGUCAAGGAUGCUGUUGCGGAGGCGAGAAAGGGAGUCGAGGCCACCAAGGGUAUGGCGGCAUCGUUGGGCAGAGCAGUGUACGUGGAGGAGUCUGCCUGGGGCAAGGUGCCAGACCCAGGCGCCGAGGGCGUAUUGGCGAUUCUGGAAGGCCUCGAGGCGGCGACGUCAUGA